UCCUCACCAUCGUGGAGGGUCAACCCUCCUUUUCCCCACCUAAACCCUCUCUCUCUCUCUCUCUCUCUCUCUCUCUCUCUCUCUUGGUCCGCCGUCUCCGCCACAAUGCCCCAUCUCCGUCUCCUCCUCCUCCUCUCUCUCCUCUCCUCCUCCCUCUCUCAGCUCUCUUCUCCCUCAGCCGUUCUGAUCGAUUGCGGCGCCUUUGCCCCCUCCGUCAUUGACGGCCGUCGAUGGCUCCCCGACGAGGGGUUCGUAUUCGCAGGAACACCGAAGAACAUCACUGCCGCCGGGAAUCUCCUCGACCGUACCUUAACCACCGUCAGAUCCUUCCCUCUCACCGGUGGCCUUCGCCGGAAAUUCUGCUACGUCGUCGGCGUCUCCCGAGGAUGGAAGUACAUGAUCAGGACGACCUACUUUUACGGCGAAGUUAACGGCGUUAAUUCGCCGCCGGUGUUCGAUCAGAUUGUUGACGGCACCGUUUGGAGCGUAGUCAACACCACCGCCGAUUACGCAGAUGGCCUCGCGUCCUACUAUGAAGGGGUUUUCGUGGCGCAGGGAAAAUCUAUGAGCGUCUGCGUUGCCGGGAAUUCUUAUACUACUUCCGACCCCUUUAUCUCUGCCUUGGAAAUUGUCAGAUUGGAUGGUUCCCUUUACAAUUCCACCGAUUUCACAGGUUUCGGGCUGCGUCUCGUCGCCAGGCACGCUUUUGGUUACAGCGGAUCGCUCAUCCGGUCUCCAGAUGAUCAGUUUGAUAGGUUUUGGGAGCCUUACGCGUUCAAUUCUACGAUACCGAACAAUAGGAAAGUGCAGGCUUCUGGUUUCUGGAACCUUCCGCCUCCGAGGAUAUUCAACACGGGUCUUAAAUCUACACAGCUUCAGCCUCUAAAGUUCAUAUGGCCUCCAACAGCUUUACCAAAGUCGACUUAUUAUAUCGCCCUAUACUUUGCACAUGAUUCUGACUCAUUGGCUGAGGGAUCCAGGAUCAUUGACAUAACCCUCAACGGUAUAACAUAUUAUAGGAGUUUGAAUGUAACUCCAGCCGGCGCAGUUGUCUUCUCGACCCGAUGGCCUCUCGAUGGGACUACAAUGUUAACUCUAAAUCCUAGCAGGGAGUCAACCCUGGGACCCCUCAUCAAUGGUGGUGAAAUGUUUGAGCUGAUUCCCCUUGAAGGAAAAGCCCUUGUACGAGAUGCAACUUCUCUAAAUGCAAUUAAAAACAGUCUGCAGAACCCACCAGUUGAUUGGAAUGGUGAUCCUUGUCUUCCUCGACAGUAUUCGUGGACUGGUGUCACAUGUUCUGAAGGCUCCCGUAUUCGCGUAGUCAGUUUGAACUUAACUAAUAUGGGCCUUUCGGGUUCAUUAGCUCCUGAAGUCGCCAACUUAACAGCAUUGUCUGCCAUUUGGCUGGGGAACAACUCUCUCUCAGGACCCGUACCUGACCUCAGUUCACUCAAAUUGCUUGAAUCAUUGCACUUGGAAAACAAUCGGUUCACUGGAAACAUACCUCCUUCAUUUGGAGAAAUGCAGAACCUGAGAGAGCUGUUUUUGCAAAACAAUAACCUAACGGGCCAAAUUCCAAGCAACCUUCUUAAGAAACCAGGACUGGACCUUAGGACUUCCGGCAACCCGUUGUUGGCUCUGCCUCCGCCUCCGAGUUGAGCUGUCAUUAACGAGAAGAGACUAUAUGUAAAAAAGAAAAAAAGGAGAAAGAAAAGUCUUUUACACAUGUCUCUUGGCAUGGACGAGAAUUUGUGCUUUGUGUGUUGUAGCCUCCGGUGUGCAAGUAGAUACCUCACUCACGAAUGGUCAUUACAGAACAAAAAGUCUUUAUACACUGUACUCGUGACAAAAACUCUUCAUUCUUUUGUUCAUUGAACUGUUUUCCACUUCAUGUUUGUGUAAUGAGAUGAGAAGAUGAAAGCGUGGAAAGAGAUGUGAUAUUUGAGCCUC
This is a messenger RNA of Tarenaya hassleriana, 1950 nucleotides long. Its product is annotated as leucine-rich repeat receptor-like serine/threonine-protein kinase At2g14510. The transcript has 9 exons. The coding region runs from base 106 to 1659 and encodes 517 amino acids. The record is from RefSeq and is a predicted model, not a curated record. NCBI's taxonomy places the organism in Eukaryota, Viridiplantae, Streptophyta, Magnoliopsida, Brassicales, Cleomaceae. Gene Ontology annotation, molecular function: protein binding.